This is a messenger RNA of Oldenlandia corymbosa var. corymbosa, 390 nucleotides long. Lineage: Eukaryota; Viridiplantae; Streptophyta; Magnoliopsida; Gentianales; Rubiaceae. The record is from the annotation of a GenBank genome assembly.
AUGACUCAAUGUAAGAACAAACAAACAACUCAUUCCAACUCCCGAAUACUCACCAACCCUAAGUUGGAAUUGCUUCAACUACAGUGGAGGAGCUCCUCCGCCGCCGUCUUCUUCGGCGGGAAUACUAAUCUCUGUAUUAUUCUGCGCGGCAGGGCGGCGUCGUUUUCUUAUCUACCUUAUCUAAAUGGAGGAAACUCCGGGGAUGCCAAGCCUCUGCGAGAUGGACUCGACGUCAACAUUGAUCUUGACAGCGAUGUAAAGGCCGGUGAUUGGGGCCGCCGAGACGGUGAAGUGGAACUCGAUUGUUACCUUCCCGUAGCACAUUGGAUUAGCGGGUUUCGACUUUUGAAGGGUGGGAAAUUGAGUUUAGGAGAAGUGUGGGAGUGUUAG